Messenger RNA from Nematocida parisii ERTm1, 2159 nucleotides. RefSeq lists its product as uncharacterized. NCBI's taxonomy places the organism in Eukaryota, Fungi, Microsporidia. The transcript has a single exon. The record is from RefSeq and is a predicted model, not a curated record. Gene Ontology annotation, biological process: intracellular protein transport; COPII-coated vesicle cargo loading; endoplasmic reticulum to Golgi vesicle-mediated transport. Gene Ontology annotation, molecular function: SNARE binding; zinc ion binding. Bases 1 to 2100 code for a protein of 699 amino acids. Gene Ontology annotation, cellular component: COPII vesicle coat; endoplasmic reticulum exit site.
AUGCAUCGUAUGAGUUCACUCGGAGCAGCAGCACCUCCAAAUACCGAUGAAAUAAUACCAGAAAUCAAAGCACUGGAGUAUACAUACACUAGGUCUACAUUUACAUCAGCACCGACUAAAAGAGCGGAUUUGAAAAAGACAAAGAUUCCUUUUAUUAUAUCUACUACAAUCCUUCCUGUGAAUGAGCAGCCUGUUAAAAGAGUUGAGGUGAUACCUCGGUGUAAGGACUGCAGGGCGUACUUAAAUACAUACAGUGAGGUAAUACCACCUGGUUAUAAAUGGAGAUGUUCUAUAUGCAGAGUAGUUAACGACUCACCUUCUCCAUUGCAUUCAUACGGUGGGUCACUUCGUGUAUUUAGUCCAUCUGAGAAUACAGAGAAUAACAAGAGGGUGAGUACCAAUCCUAUUCUUACAGAGAGUAUUUUAGAAUUUGUCUCACCCUCAGAGAGGAACACUCCUCCACCGGCAUCUUUAAUGUUUUUGGUGGAGUGUACGUCUGAGACAAUUGAAAAGGGGAUAUUUAGUGCAGUGUUGCAUCAGAUAAGUGAAUCGCUUGAUUAUUUAAAUGAUCCUCACGAGCGGGCAACUAUUACAAUUAUACUUAUUUCUUCUGUUGUAGAAUUAGUCAGACUGAAUCAGCCAGAUCUUAUUGUAGAUAGAAUUAAUGAAGUGGAGGGGGCUUUACCUAUGCUAAUGGACACAGAAUACACAGCUAGAAUAAAAGACAUAAAAAAGGAUAUUUUAAGUAAAAUGUCUAAGAUAGAAGAGUAUGCACUGCAGUGUGUGCGUGAGCCUGGAAACAACUUCGGGCUGGCAUUAAAGCUAGUGAAGCACUUAUCGCAUAGAAGAGCAGAAGUAUUUGCAUUUUUAUCUACUCCCCCUUCUUUAAAGUCUGGUGCUAUUAUCAAACCUUCACUCAGUCUAAGACCGUGUAUGAGCUUUUAUGAGCACAUGGCGAAUUCACUGGUUGAGUCUAAUGUUUCUGUGAAUAUAUACGUACUUACCUCAAAGACUGUUGAAAUACCUGCUCUUCUUCCGCUGGUUGAGAAGACUGGUGGGUACAUUAAAUACUACCCUGCAUAUAUAGGCCAUUACACACAGGAUAAGGACGCACUGCGCUUAGACUUAAUGCAGCACCUAUCGCUAGACAAUGGAAAUAAUGCGUACUGCAGGGUGCGCGUUUCAAACGAAGUAGCCAUAAAGAAAUACUGGGGGGUAGAUGUGCAAAAUGACGGACUCAUUAGAUUAUCUAGGCUGUCUCGUGGUAAGACUAUAUCCUUUGAAAUAGAUUAUGAAGAUGAUUUGGUUUUGGAGGGGCUGACUGUCCAGAUAGCUACAAUUUAUACGAAUGUUAUUGGUGAGCGGAUUGUGCGUAUUUUAAAUUUUACAAUUGGACUCGGGCCCACAGCGAUUGAUAUCUUGGGGCUGGUUCAUGGAAUAACUUUAAAGGCUCUCGAUGCAGAAGUUGCACAGCGGGGCAUGGGCAUAAAAACAGUUCUGAAAAUGUCAAGUGAAGUGACGGAAUGUACCGGUUUAAUGGGGACUAUGUCAGUGUUCCCCAAUUUAAUACACGGUCUAAUUAAGAAUAAGGUAUUUAAGAAUGUAUCUUCUGAUUUAAGAGGUAUAACGUACUGGGCAUUAAUUGACGAACCAAUGAAAACAGUAGAUGCUAUAAUAUAUCCCACACUUGUCCGGCUAGAUACAGAUGUAAAUGAAUCUGAAAGUGACGAGGUUAUACUUCCCUCGCCCAUGCGCCUCUCUGGCAAUAUGGUUGGUGCGGAGGGCGUUUACUAUCUUGACUGUGGUAUAAUUGCGUAUGUGUUUAUAGGAAAUAACUCUUCCUGCAAUUUAUUUGAAGGCAUACAGGGCAGAGCAUCCAUUAACCCACAGGACAAGAAAUAUGAAAAAAUACGGAAUAUAAUGGAUUAUAUGGUAGAUGGUAGAAUAUCUGAUCCUGUGGUCUAUAUUGUACAGCAAGGUGGCCAUUCGUUCCUUUUAGAGGGUUUACAGUCUAUGCUUUUAGACGACGGUGCAUCCCCUGUAUCUGCUUCGUAUCAGGAAUACUAUAAUAGAUUUGUAGCAAAAGAGUAUUUAAAAUAAUCUGUUAUAAUAAAUAGUAUAAUACUGUUACUUACUGGUUUAUUUACUCAGCGGCCCAA